GAUAGCGGAGACGACGUCAACACGAACCAUUCAUUCACACCCACGCGACCACCACCACCACCGCGCAUCGAACCUCACAACCGCGACUGAAGCAAACCACUCGCAAUCAUGCCGUCCGCCAUCGCGCUCUGCAAAUUCGUCGGCACAAUCAGCUUAGGCCUCCUCACGGGCGUCUCCUACACCCUCUCCACACAAUCCCUCCCCAGCCUUCUGACCCUCCCGUCAGCGAAACCCGCCGCUUACACUCUAAACCAAACAACACGACUCUCAACACUCCACAUUCGAGCUCUCUCGACCAUCUCUACAAUCUCGCUGAUCACAGCUUUCGCGCUUUCCCCUCCGAGGAUCAAGCACCCUUAUCUCAUCUGGACUGCAAUCGUAGCGACAGCGAGCGGAGCGUUGAAUUUGGCGAUGGACAAGGGAUUGAAGUCGAGAGUUAUCAAGGAUGAAGUGGGAGAGGUGAAUGGAGAGGAGAUUGAGAAGAGUGCGAGGGAUCAGCAGUACUUGGAAUUCGUGAGGACUUUGAUUGCUGGGACGGGGUUCACGAUGGGUGUGGUGGGGAUUUGGGGCGAUGGGGCGUAGAGAGUUGCGUAUUGGAUGAGAGAGGCGAGGGAAAGAGCUGGUCUGGAGCGUGGAAAGCUCAGAUGGAGGGCAGCAUGAAUGGAAAAUGAAAUGAAGCAUGGAAACACUAGACGGCCGGUGUGUGAUGGAGCGACAGAAGUCGGAAUUACUUCCCAUCUCCGAUUAGAACUAUAUGGAUACUUUUUCUGCUCUGUGUAUCUGCGA
Messenger RNA from Cercospora beticola, 786 nucleotides. It is a transcript of the gene ATG33, whose product is annotated as Atg33p. Gene Ontology annotation, cellular component: mitochondrion. NCBI's taxonomy places the organism in Eukaryota, Fungi, Ascomycota, Dothideomycetes, Mycosphaerellales, Mycosphaerellaceae. The record is from RefSeq and is a predicted model, not a curated record. Gene Ontology annotation, biological process: autophagy of mitochondrion.